Molecule: messenger RNA, 782 nt
Organism: Chelmon rostratus (copperband butterflyfish)
Lineage: Eukaryota; Metazoa; Chordata; Actinopteri; Chaetodontiformes; Chaetodontidae
Product: ependymin-2-like
Exons: 6
Coding region: 83-724 (213 amino acids)
Biological process (GO): cell-matrix adhesion
Cellular component (GO): extracellular region; lysosome
Molecular function (GO): calcium ion binding
Source: RefSeq, a predicted model, not a curated record
CCCGUAUUUAUAAGGAAGUGACUUGCCUCUCAAGCACCAGAGCGUUUGUCUGCCUGAGAGGACGAGAGUCUAACCCUGAAGCAUGAGGCUGUUAGUGGUAUCAGUGUGCCUACUGGCUGGCUGCCUGGCCCAGGAGCCUCACCCGUGCUCAAGUCCUCCUCUUCUGAGCGGGGGCCUCACUGUGACCACACAGAAUGAGAAGCUGUUCACCGUCGCCCAAUACAUGUAUGAUGCACUGGGACGGCGGAUACGACUCAGGGAGCUGGGCAAAUACGAGAAUAAGACGUUCACCUUUGACGCUCUUCUGCUCUUCCGUGAGGCUACCAUGUAUGAGAUUAACGAACGUGCACGUACAUGCAUAAAAAGGCCUCUGAAGGUAGACUUCCAGCCUAUGGAGAUCCCAAAGGAUGCAUCUCUGCUGGCCCAGUCUAUUUUGGGCAGCUCAUCUGGGCCCGGAGAAGGACUCCUGAUCAACACGUGGGUAGGAGAGCUGCCCAACAAAGGAGGAAAGUACUUGAGCACGGUCACUGAAUUCGGUUGCAUUCCUGUCAGCUCGGUUUACCACACUGAGCAGUUUGGAUGGAUGGUGACAAGCUUCUACAACAACAUCAUUGGGAUUUCAGACCCCGGUCAGCUCAACCCUCCAAACUAUUGCCAGGAUGCAGACACGAAAACUGAGGAGGAGCCGGCAGACUUCUUCAGCGUGUUCCUGAACAUACAGUGAGGGCUGUCCUCAUACUGUUUUUGAGAUUUUUAAUAAAGCAAGAGGAGCAACUAAAUCA